AUGCAUUUAUCGAGUGAAGUGAGUUCGACAACCAGUGGUUUGGGUCACGAGGCGCCAUCCUCUAGUUAUGGUAACGCACUGCCCAGUCAGCCCUUAACAGCUGAACUCCUGGCUGAGCGUACCCUUGAAGGGCUACUCGCUGAUCAUCCUGGUGAACUAGUUAAAACCGGUAGCCCACAUGUGGUAUGCACAGUACUGCCUCCACACUGGAGGUCAAAUAAAACCUUACCAGUGGCCUUUAAAGUGGUAGCUCUUGGAGAAAUAGGCGACGGUACACUCGUGACCGUCAGGGCUGGUAACGAUGAAAAUUGUUCAGCUGAAUUGAGAAAUUGUACAGCAGUUAUGAAGAAUCAGGUCGCAAAAUUUAAUGACCUGAGGUUUGUGGGCAGAAGUGGUAGAGGUAAAUCAUUCACGCUAACCAUAAUGUUGGCGACAUCACCACCACAGGUGGCUACUUAUCAGAAGGCUAUCAAGGUAACAGUGGAUGGACCUCGUGAGCCAAGGUCCAAGACUCGUCAUCACGGCUUUCAUCCAUUUCACUUCGGACCACGCUUCGCUCCCGACCCACUAAUGGGAUCUCUACCGUUUAAAUUAUCAGGUAUAGCUCAUCAACUGGCUGGUCUGCCGGGUGGUGAGUGGGGAGCUCUGUCUCGCCACUACCCACCACCACUUUUACCACCACAUCCCCACUUCACACCACACGUACUGCCAGCUCAUGCUCAGCACCAUAAUUUACCUCCACCAUCCCAUGAGACAGAUGUCAAUACGGACAAUCCGUCAACAAUGCACCCCCAUAGCACUACCAGUCCAAUAAAUUCUAGACCGAGUUCACCUCAGGAUGACGAUGAUAUAUCUGUGACAGCAUCAAUCAGCCCUCCACCAGACGACCGUCCAGGGGCUUUUACUUCAGUCACCAGAACAAGGAAACCCUUGCAACCACUACCAGCCCCGUCAAGUCUCUUCCACAGUGCGUUAGCAGCGCAAUUAUUCCUCAACUCACCACUGCUGCCCACUCCUCCCGCCUGGCUGUACUCUCAAAUAUACGGCAACUAUGAUUGGUGGUUGAGACCGCCUCCACCUCAAGAGGAUUCAAAUUCAAUUCCCGACCAAGAAGAAGCUGGAUCAACCGCGUCCAGUUCAGCAAAGAAAAGAGCUGCCUCCCCGGAAUGGUCGGAGAGCGUUCGAACUAGAAGCAAAUCAUUAACAACAUCGGAACGUCGCCCAAUAGACGUGUGGCGCCCAUAUUAA
This is a messenger RNA of Danaus chrysippus (African queen), 1248 nucleotides long. NCBI's taxonomy places the organism in Eukaryota, Metazoa, Arthropoda, Insecta, Lepidoptera, Nymphalidae. The record is from the annotation of a GenBank genome assembly.